UUUCGAUUGAAGCGUCAAAGUGACAAUGGUGAAAAACUGUUGGAUGAAUUUAACCCCUUUCCAACUAGCAUGCGUUCUAAUCUUGGUAGUGGCGAUACCUUUCUUCAUAGCAAUGUUAGUCAUUUACUUGAUGUAUGGCGUAAUAUGGUACAAAUCUGAGCAAUGCCAAAACUUAUGUUGUUCUUUGGAUAGAAAGAAUGUGUUAAGUAGAGGGCCUGAUGAUAAAAUACCUAUAGAUGAGAAAACAGGAAAAGAUACAUUACAAGAGUUUAAAAUACCCCCACCACUACAAGAAAAGUCCCCAGAAGCCCCACCACGAGAAGAACCCAUAAUACCCGAACCACCACAAGAACGCGAAACACCCGAACCACCACAAGAAGAACCCACAAUAGCCUCACCACCAACAAUCCCACCCCAACCCCCACAGCGACGCCCACUACCAUUACCACCAGAAGGCAACGGACAGGAGCUACAAGAACAACUGAGGCCACGACCGCGGCGCCCAAAACGUUUGAGCGAAAGGCGAGAAGAAAUAAAAGAAGAAACGCAAAUUCCGCAGCUCUUCAGUCCAUCAAAACCAAGCACCAGACUGCGAGAAUAAGGAAAACAGGACGACAGCAGAAGAAAGCAGAAUAUUUUAGAACCUUUAGUAAAUGAUAACACCGAAGUACCAAAUGUUCCUGUAG
Messenger RNA from Zophobas morio, 686 nucleotides. RefSeq lists its product as uncharacterized. The transcript has 3 exons. NCBI's taxonomy places the organism in Eukaryota, Metazoa, Arthropoda, Insecta, Coleoptera, Tenebrionidae. The record is from RefSeq and is a predicted model, not a curated record. The coding region runs from base 26 to 601 and encodes 191 amino acids.